UGAAUGAAAUCUCAGAACAGAAAGAAAAAUGGUGGCUGAUGGUUUGUGAAACACUUAUGCUGAGGUGAUAGAAAUACAGAAUUAAAAUGUUUUAAGUGUUAUUAUUAGUUAAAAUUAUGGUAAAAUGUCGACUCCUGCAUCGGAACGAAAGUAUGGAGCUCAAAAGAUUCGCCUCACAAUUGUUUGUGCAAGGAAUUUGGCGAGGAGAGAUCUCUUUCGAAUGCCAGAUCCGUUUGCCAAAAUAUCAGUCAAUGGAAGUGCUCAGGUAUACACAACAAACGCUGUGAAAGCAACCCUGGAUCCAAAAUGGAAUACACACUAUGAUUUAUACCUCACGAAAGCAGAUGGAAUUACAAUCAGUGUAUGGAACCAGAGGAAAGUGCAGAAACGACAAGGAUCUGGGUUCCUGGGGUGUGUCCGCAUCCAGCCAUCAACGGUGCACAAGUUAAAGGACACUGGCUAUCAAUGCCUCGAACUGUGCGAAGACGGAUCCGGUGAGACAUGUGGCGUGCGAGGUCAAGUGAUAGUGUCCCUCAUGUCCCGAGACGGGACGCGGGGCGAGCCCGCCUCCGCCGCGGGCGAGGGCUCUCCGCUGGCGGUCGUGGGCCCGGCGGGAGAUGUCAGAGCCCCGAGGGAACCUGCGGCGCACAACACUCAGAAGCCAUUGCCGCAACAUUGGGAGGAGAGAUUCACGGCUAGUGGCAGAGCGUACUACGUGAACCACGCCCUUCGGCUGACGCAGUGGGAGCGGCCCUCGCCCGCGCCCGAGCAGCACUCCCCCGCCUCCCCCGCCGCCGGCUCACCCCUCACCCCCGCCACUCCCCUCACCUCUCCCCUCGCUUCGCCCGUCCCGCCCCUCGCCUCCCCGGCCACUUCGCCCACGUCGGACACCGAUGUUAACAAUGCGACCUCUAUAUCCAUGAGGCCCGAACCGCAGCCACAAACUGCGACGCGCCGACAAGCACCAGCGCCCGCGAGCUCCACGCCCACAUCCCCGUCUACACCUGCAGUACCCGUGGCCGCCGAUUUACCUCAGGGAUACGAAAUGCGCACAACAGCCCAGGGGCAAGUGUACUUCUACAACAGCGGCACGGGCUCGUCCACGUGGCACGACCCUCGCGUGCCGACACACCUGCGGCACUGCUCGGUGGCGGCGGGCCCGCUGCCGCCCGGCUGGGAGAUGCGGCACGCCCCGUCCGGCCGCCCCUACUUCGUAGACCACAACAACAAGACCACGCAGUUCACCGACCCGAGACUCGCGCUGUCCGCCAGACCGGUUAGUUACAUGCCUUCUACAACAGCGGCACGGGUUCGUCCACCUGGCACGACCCUCCCCUCGGCCUCGCCAGCCCCGCCGGGCGCGGCGCCGGGCUCGGGCGACGAGCUGCCGCGCUACAAGCGCGACCUGGCCGCCAAGGCGCGAGUGCUGCGCGCCGAGCUGCAGGCGCUGCAGCCGCAGACGGGACACUGCCGGAUAGAGGUUUCACGCACCCAAGUCCUCGAGGAGUCCUACCGAUUGGUAAUGAAGCUCCGAGGCAAGGAGCUUCGCAAGCGGCUGCUAGUAAAGUUCCGAGACGAAGAGGGCCUCGACUACGGCGGCGUAGCCCGAGAGUGGCUCCAUCUGUUGGGAGGGGAGCUGUUUAACCCACACUACGGGCUGUUCCAGUACGCGAAUGCUGGCGAUGACCGAUACGCAUUGCAGAUUAACGCUGAUUCUGGGGUGAAUCCCGAGCAUCUUUCCUACUUCCACUUCGCUGGCCGCAUCCUCGGCGUGGCUCUGUUCCACGGCCACCAGCUCGACGCGGCCUUCACGGCGCCCUUCUACAAGCAGCUGCUCGGCCGGCCCAUCACGCUCCGCGACAUCCGGGACGUGGACCCGGAGCUACAUCGCUCGCUGUCUUGGAUGCUAGAAAACAGCAUCGCAGGCGUCAUAGACACAACGUUCUCCGUGGAGUGUUCGUCGUUCGGCGCCGUCCGCAGCGUGGAGCUGCGGCCGGGCGGCGCCGCGGAGCCGGUCACGGACGCCAACAAGCGCGACUACGUGCGCCUGUACGUGGCGCACCGCUUCACGCGCGGCGCCGAGCGGCAGUGGCUGGCGCUGCAGCGCGGGCUGGCCGACGUGGUGCCGCCGCAGCUGCUGCGGCCGCUGUCGCCGCGCGACCUGCAGCCGCUGCUCGCCGGCCGCGCCGACCUCGACCCGGCCGACUGGCGCCGCCACACGCGGCUCAAGCACGUCACCGCCGACGCGCCGCUCGUCGGCUGGUUCUGGGAGGUGGUCGAGCAGUUCGACGCCGAGAUGCGCGCCCGGCUGCUCCAGUUCGUGACCGGCUCGAGGCGAGUGCCGCUCGCGGGCUUCCGCGCCCUGCAGGGCUCCACGGGCGCCGCGGCGCCGCGCCUCUUCACGCUGCACCUGGUGGCCGACGCGUCGCCGGACUCGCUGCCGAAGGCCCACACCUGCUUCAACCGCCUCGAUCUCCCGCCCUACCAUACGAAGGAGAAGCUUCACGAUAAGCUGAAGCAGGCCGUUCUGGAGACGGCCGGUUUCGCUGUCGAGUGACGGCGCUAACGAUAUUAUUAGGGGCUUGUAUAUAUCGCCG
Molecule: messenger RNA, 2597 nt
Organism: Cydia amplana
Lineage: Eukaryota; Metazoa; Arthropoda; Insecta; Lepidoptera; Tortricidae
Gene: Smurf
Product: E3 ubiquitin-protein ligase SMURF2
Exons: 12
Coding region: 125-2557 (810 amino acids)
Biological process (GO): negative regulation of BMP signaling pathway; protein polyubiquitination; proteasome-mediated ubiquitin-dependent protein catabolic process
Cellular component (GO): cytoplasm
Molecular function (GO): protein binding; ubiquitin protein ligase activity
Source: RefSeq, a predicted model, not a curated record